CACUCGGCACAUGCCAUUAUUUUUGUCUUUUGAAGCUUCAAUUGAAGAACUGGGCUGUAGACUCUGGUCAAAAUAAUUUAAAAAUUCAUAUCGGAAAGGGGCUUUUUUUAAUCUUUAAUCACCACGAUUCAUAUACAUGGAUACGGAACACAUAUAGAGCGCUUUGUGGCCCGACUUCUGAGUCAGCUGCCCGGAGUGACAACCCCGCCGGAGCCAGCAGACUGGGUGUUGAUCCAGCAGCAGGCGGGCUAGCUGGCUAGCCGCCUAGCUUCUUAAGAACCAGAGGAAUUGGGCAAGAACAACGAGAAGGAAUAAGACUUUGACAACUGCACGUUGACAGAGAAAGGGUCGCGGUUGUCCCUUUCCUGUGUAGCCUGUCAGGGGGAUGAUGGCACACCUCCGAGACAUGCAGAACCAGAAUUCUCGGUUAGACCCGGAGGAGUAUUUCACAAAGCAGGAGCGCAUCGGCAAAGGCUCCUUCGGCGAGGUCUACAAGGGCAUCAAGAACCGCACAAAAGAGGUGGUGGCCAUCAAAAUCAUAGACCUGGAGGAGGCAGAGGAUGAAAUAGAAGACAUCCAGCAGGAGAUCACGGUGCUGAGCCAGUGUGACAGCCCCUUUGUCACCAAGUAUUAUGGCUCCUACCUGAAGGGGACCAAACUGUGGAUUAUCAUGGAGUAUUUAGGUGGUGGUUCAGCUCUAGAUCUGCUCCGCCCAGGCCCUCUUGAAGAGACUUACAUCGCUACGAUUCUCAGGGAAAUCCUUAAAGGACUUGAGUACUUGCACUUCGAACGCAAGAUCCACAGAGAUAUCAAAGCCGCCAACGUGCUGCUGUCGGAGCAGGGGGACGUGAAGCUGGCCGACUUCGGGGUGGCGGGCCAGCUGACGGACACGCAGAUCAAGAGGAACACCUUCGUGGGCACGCCUUUCUGGAUGGCGCCGGAAGUCAUCAAACAGUCGGCCUACGACUUCAAGGCGGAUAUCUGGUCGUUGGGCAUCACCGCUAUUGAGUUGGCCAAGGGGGAGCCCCCCAACUCUGACCUGCACCCCAUGAGGGUCCUCUUCCUCAUCCCCAAGAACACCCCUCCCACCCUGGAGGGCCCCUACAGCAAGCCCUUCAAGGAGUUUGUGGAGGCUUGCCUCAACAAAGACCCACGCUUUAGGCCAACAGCCAAGGAGCUCCUGAAGCACAAGUUCAUCACGCGCUACACCAAGAAGACGCCCUACCUGACAGAGCUCAUCGACCGCUACCGCCGCUGGAAGGCCGAGGGCCACGGGGAGGAGUCCAGCUCCGACGACUCUGACAUGGACGCCGACGGAGACGACAGCCAGUCCCCCAUGUGGACCUUCCCCACCGUCAGACCCAGCUCCAUGAACAAGCUGCAGAAGGGCUACACACACACAGACCAAGAGUCAGCAGAUUCGGUGAAAAGGCAACACAAGUCACAGUGUCUGUCAGCUCUGGUCACGCCCAUCUUUAGAGAGCUGAAGGAGAAGAGGCGGGCGGCCGGCGGGGGCGUGGGCGCCAUCGAGGAGCUGGAGAACGCCUUCAACCUGGCCGAGGAGUCGUGCCCCGGCAUCUCGGACCGCCUCGUCACGCACAUGAUGGAGAGGGUGUGCAGGUUUUCCUUAAACGGUAACACCACCCCAUCUUCACGGUGAACGACCAGCUGGAUGUAAACCCCCCCCCUUCCAAACCCGGUCCUUUUUUGUCUCCAGGACCCCCCCCCCCCCCCCCACAAACCAGGACCAGAGAGAAAAUAUAGUUUUUCUCCUCCCACACCCCCCCACCCCAACAAGAUCUUUAAAUUAGUUAUAAUUAAAUAUUUUUACAGUUUUCUUUAAAGAAUGGAGAGUAUUUAAGAUGACAAAGCCAUGACAUUCAGAGCAUUGUGUAUACCUGCAAGGUUGAGAAGAAGUCCUAUAAUAAAGUCUAUGGAAAAUGUCAAACAGUUGUUUUUCCUCGAGGUGAAUGAUCUUGAUUCCUGACGAACCCUAGAGGGGAGGGGGUCGCCAGAGGCAGCCACUGCUGUUCUGAAGGCUGUAUUACAAAUGCUCCGUCUAGAAUGGCAUGCACUAAUUCAUUAUAAAGCAUUUGGUCAAAAGCUGGCUAGGUUUUAGGAUUGACAAGAUCCAUAACCAUGUGUUAAUUUACUCCUCUUUACAUGUUGUUCCUCCAUGCAAUGCAUUUCCUUCCCAUUUAGAUAUGCAUAUACACAUCAUCCCACAGCAGCCAGUUACCACCUCAAGACAGGUUGGUAUCUUUUGGGUCCAACUCAACGAGGCUUACCAGUGCUUGACCCCGGCCGUACACUAAUCCCCCUGGUGUUCCAGAGGUCAGCGGGACAAGGCAUCACCAGAGGGGAGCUAAAUCAGGACGUCCCCUGCCGCGCAGGACCAAUAUGGACAUGACCCCGUAAUCUCUUCGUGGCAUUACGGUGCGAUUAAAAGCAGUUGUAUACAAAAGGUAGGGUGAAGUAUGUAGUGAAAGAGUUGGUCAAAUUAAAGUGUAGAAGGAGGAGUUUUGCUGUUGGUUGACAAAAUAUAACCAAAGAAAAAAUAACAAGUAUACUGCAAGUUUGCUAAAAUGAUUUAUUACAACAUAUGUAUUAAUAACAAUAUUUUGUACUUUAUAAAUUUUGGCUAAAAUGGCAGUAAGGUGGAAUGUUCUUAUAAACACUAGCCUUAGCUUGUGGAAGAUAUAUUGGCUACACUGAUCAAAUAUCCCAUAUCAUCCUAGAGUCAAAGACCCAAUAAAAACGGAUCUAUAAUCCAUUUGGAAAAUCCAAAAAAAUGUAACCUUGCACCUCUUUUGAACAUAGUACUUCAUGUCACUGAAAUAGGACUUCAACAAUGUUUUCUUUAUGUUGGUAAAUGCGACAUUGCCUAGCAACUUUGCUGCAGAAGCAGACCUCAAAACCCUCCAUCAGUUAAAUGCCAGUGUGUCAUCGCCCCUCCAUAUCCAGCUACAGAGA
This is a messenger RNA of Gadus macrocephalus (Pacific cod), 2973 nucleotides long. It is a transcript of the gene stk25b, whose product is annotated as serine/threonine kinase 25b. Gene Ontology annotation, molecular function: ATP binding; protein kinase activity. The coding region runs from base 386 to 1660 and encodes 424 amino acids. Lineage: Eukaryota; Metazoa; Chordata; Actinopteri; Gadiformes; Gadidae. The record is from RefSeq and is a predicted model, not a curated record. The transcript is spliced from 11 exons. Gene Ontology annotation, biological process: protein phosphorylation.